Messenger RNA from Anopheles stephensi (Asian malaria mosquito), 10754 nucleotides. RefSeq names its product nipped-B protein (gene Nipped-B). Gene Ontology annotation, molecular function: chromatin binding. The record is from RefSeq and is a predicted model, not a curated record. Bases 724 to 7863 code for a protein of 2379 amino acids. Gene Ontology annotation, biological process: replication-born double-strand break repair via sister chromatid exchange; establishment of mitotic sister chromatid cohesion; establishment of protein localization to chromatin. Lineage: Eukaryota; Metazoa; Arthropoda; Insecta; Diptera; Culicidae. The transcript is spliced from 17 exons. Gene Ontology annotation, cellular component: Scc2-Scc4 cohesin loading complex.
GGAGCACGGAUAAUCGAGCGUCGGCCGUAAUUGUGUAUGUAGUUCGCCAUUUUCGUUUCGGAACGAGAGCAAAAAAAAGCCUACCCCGUUCGGGAAAAACGGGAUUCACGGCUUCUACGAACAAACGGUGAAAAUUGAUCGUGAACGUGCGUAAAUCAGUGAGCUUACGGUGAUCGUGAGUGGCCGUGCACGGUCGGUGCAGUGCAGUUUUUUCUGUUCCGUUUCGUUUUCCGUCGAUUUGCGUGUUUUUUCGCGUAGUGGUGCAGCAGCAGCACAGUAUCAUUCAUCAUCAUCAUCAUCAUCGCCACCACCAUCAUCGUCAUCGUCGUCGUCGCAGCAGCAGCAGCAGCAAAAGAAACAACGGCAUCGACACUUAUUAUCGGUACACCCGUGACGACGUUUUCCCCCGGUGUUGUUUGUGGAAACGGGAAAAAGCGAUCCUGGUGCGGCGAUGUGAAAAGAUGCUAUUUUCCUGUCUCCGUAGCCGUGGUGUGGCAGCAGUCACGCAGGAACUGGACCACUUACUCGGCAUUUCCCUGAGCAUCGAUACGCAUCGCAACGAAACUCGUGGUUAAUUCUUACCGGCCAUCGUGCUGUUGAACAUAUUCUGUGAACACCGAUCUACAGCUUGGAACACCGAUCUACAACCAGGGAAAUCAGUCUGCCUGCAAACUUCUAUUACGUUUCGCCGCACACCUAUCGUCACCAGCAACAACAGUAGCAAUGAGUGAUCGAGAUGUUCCAAGCGUUCCAAUAACCACACUCGCUGGUCUUACCAGUCUUUCCGACUUGCUGAGCGAACUUCCCAUCUCCGAUUCACUGUCCGUGUCCGGUUCGCUAAACCGUUCGCUUCUGUUCCAUCCGCGUGUGGCCGAGGAAGCGAACAAUCUGCUCGCCACACGGGAUGACGCACUAACCGCACAGCUCGUGACGGCAAUCGAACAAACCAAUUCGGACAGCAUCGAGCUGAAGGAUCAGUACCCGCAACCGGCUGCUCCGGCCAAUGGCGGUGCACCGAUCGAUGGACCGUCGCUGUUACAGGCGAUUCAUGCCAGCCGGCCGAACGUUUUCAAGAGCCCCUACAAUCCACAAAUCCACCAAAUGUUCAGCAGUGCUGUUGCGCAAGGGGUAGGAAAUCAGCAGUUGGUGGCGCAGCAGCAGAAGAUAACUCCAACAUCACAGACACAGUUUUACAACCUUCCCAACGAAAGUUACACAAAUCUGGUGCAAUUACCCCAAACGUAUACGAAUCAGCAGCCAGUACCAAUCGAACAGUUGCAAUCGGUGUUUCAAAGUCAACAUGACAUCCAGCAGCUGCAGCAGCAACUUCACCAUGCACAGCAGACUGUCCCUAAUCUACAGCAACAACAGCAGCAGCUACAGGAAACUCAGCUUCUACAGCAACAGUUUCAAUUUGCCGACCCAAACCAAAUCAUCCCUACGCCGCAAGCCACCAUCAUUCGCGGUCAGCAGCAAAAUUCCUUUCCCAUCCUUCCCACCCAAACGCCAACCACCGUAAUGGUCGGUCAGCAACCGGUCGGUGGUGGUGGUGGCUCACAGCUACAGCAACAGGUGAUUAAUAUACAAAACGUUACGUACUCGUCCAAUUCUGCAGAAAACAGCCAACUGCAGCAACAGCAGCAACUCUUCCAACAGCAGCAGCAGCAGCAGCAACAACACAAUCAAAAUGUGAUCGUUUCCCAUGCAUCCAACAUCGGGCAGGAUCAAACGUUGCAGGCACUGGAUCCGCAUCAAAGUGUGAUCCAGCAGUCCUCCACAGCAGCAGCAUCCUACACAACGGUCGGUAGUAAUCAGGCGGCGACCAUGUUGCAACAAAAUAACUUAAUCCCACAACAGCAACAGCACCUAAAUGUGAUAAAUCAAACGAAUAAUAAUAUACACAGUGCCUCAACCCAACAACAGCAGCACCAAUACCCGCAACAGUCGCCGCAGCAGCAACAUCUGCCAAACCACAACACUCUAUUACCGCAAUCUCAACAGCAGCAGCAGCAGCACCAGCAAUCUCAUCUCAACAAUGGCACCCCAGCCGUGGUUGCCCCGUCCGGCGGAAUGAAUCAUCAGCAAACACUGUACCAGCAGCAGCAGCAGCAGCAGCAAACGCAGCAGCAGCAGCAGCAACAAUUCACCAACGCAAAGCUUCCCGAAACGGCACCCCGGAACAACGAAUAUUUGCAGCAACAGCAGCAGAGCAAAAAUCUCGACGCCCGGGGUAGACCGUCCCCAGCCCAAGGCAGCACGGCGCCGGACACGGUCAACGCAACCGGCACAUCGCUAAACAUCGCGCAACAGCAUCACGCGACGAAGGGUCCCCAGCAGGCGCAAACCACCGCGCACCGGUACCCGACGCCACUGCUGGGGCCAAACAAACCCAGACCACCGGGAGCUGGCGGUGGGCAACCGAAUGCGAAUGCUACUACCACCCCACCUGCCAUACGUCCGAUCGGUGUAAGCGGUGCGCUGAUGGGCAAUGCGUCCACUGCCACGCUAAAUCGUCCCGCUGCUUCGUCUCAGUCGAGCAGCAGCAGCAGCAGCAGUAGCAGCAGUACCGCGGCAGCGCCAGCACCGACCAAACCAGCUCCAGCAGCCGGCAUCAACAAACCUCCGCCAAUCGACUCAAAGCAUCUCUUCCGACUAAUACCGCUCAGCGAGGUGGACACACUGAAGCUGCCGAAGGUGAUCGUCGGCUCGGAACGGUUAACGGAAAAGCACACCAAGAUGCUGGUCGCCGCCGAGGGGCUCAAAAAAUUUGUGGCCGAAGAACCGAAAAUGGCGGCCCGCAUGGGGCUGGAGAAAAAGUCUUUCGAUCAGAUUUUCAGCAAAAUGAAGGAGGAAGAAUCGGCCGCCGUACGCAUCGGGCCACCGUCGAAACGGAAAGCAGCGCAGGAAAAGGUUGAGGAAAAUCCGGAAGAUUACCUGAGCAAACCGAAGCUGCGGCGAGUGGAGCGGCCGGCCGCCGCACCGGUGGUGAAAAAGCUUAGCAAGGAAGAGCUGAUGGCCACCAACACGUACCAACGGUUCGUGUCGUUGAUGAGCAAAAUUUUCGACCAGCUCGAUGAAACGGAAACGCCCACGAUGGAGGAAGGCGACGAGCAGUACGAAUGCAUACCGACGGGGUUGUUGAAUAGUAUUAGUGCGGAGGCGGCCAAGCUGAAGGUACGCAACGCGAUCGAUGCAAUACCGGAGAACAAGCUGACGCUGCUCAUCACGUACGCAAUGCGCUCGAUCCAUUCGGCGAAGAACUUGAGCGGCUCCGAGCUGCAGGACGAUCUGGUGGGGGAUGAGUGCAUCGAGAAGAUACUGAACGCGGUCGAGGCGGCACUGCUCGUCUGCUGUCUGUACACGAGCAAAAACACAAAGUUCCUGCAGGAGGACAACAUCGACGCGAUCAUCAAGUUCGUCCAGUUUCAGCUGCGGGAAACGAUUUUCCCCUCGUACGAUCCGGUGUACUCGGUGGAAACGAAGCGGAAAGCCGGCGAGGGCAACAAGAAGAAGAAGGCGGUCAGCUACCAGCAGAAGGGCAUCACGAUGCUGUACACGAAAACGGUCGAGCUGUCGAAGCAGCUCGUAACGAUGUUCGAAUCGUUCCACUUUGUCGACACGAUCGUCAUCCACGCGUCCUCGCUCGGGGUGGAACCGUUCUUCGUGGACAACAUCGAAACGCUCCAGUUCGUGUGUCUCGAUCUGGUGACGACAAUCUUUCAGAACGAAAAGUACGCACACCAUCGACGAAACAUCGUGUCGGACAUACUGACGUCGUUCGAUCGGUUGCCCCACUCGAAGCGGAAUCUGCGACCGUACAAGCUGGUCAACAAUGGGGGCAACAUACAGAUGAUGACGGCGCUGGUGUUGCAGCUGAUUCAGUCCUCCGUCAUCCUGCCCGACACGCUCACAACGGACACGGCGGGCGGCGGUGGUGGUGGGAAAAGCACGGACCUUUUCAUCUUCGGCAAAUACAACACGGCGCUCAGCAUUGGCGGCAACUUUCUGACCACCUUUCUGGACAAAUGUAAAAGCCGCUCGAAUGAAACCGACUUCCGUCCACUGUUCGAGAACUUCAUACACGAUCUGCUCACGACGGUGAACAAGCCCGAAUGGCCCGCCGCCGAACUGUUGCUCAGCCUGCUCGGCACGAUGCUGGUGAAGAAGAUGUCCGACAAGGGGGUGGAGCAGUCGAUCCGCGUGGUGUCGCUCGAAUACCUGGGCAUCGUGGCGGCACGGUUGCGGAAGGAUACGGUCGAGUCGCGCUGCAAGGUAAAGACGAUGGACACGCUCAUCCGCUACAUCAAGAUCGAGCAGGAAAAGGAGGGCGAUGAACCGAUGCGCAACAGCAAGUUUCAGCUGGACGAAGAGGAGGAGCGGACCGAGUUCCUGCAGAAGAUACUGCUCGACUUUCUCGCGGUGAACGCGCACGAGGGUAAUGUGGUGUGGAACCAUGCGCGCCACUUCUACCUCACCCAGUGGUAUCGGGAUUUGAUGCAGCGCAAGAAAAAGAUUGCCGAGGGCGAGAAGGGGUACGCGUCGCGGAAGAAGGGUGGUGCCGGCGGGGCGAAAAAGCGGAAACGGUAUCAGAGCGAUUCGGACGGUGGGGGGUCGGACGGUGGCGGUGGUGAUGAUUCGGACGAUGGCGACGGGCACGGGAGCAACAUACGGGAGGGCCAGAUCGAUCAGGAGCUAAACAGUGAAAUCUUCCGCAUGCUGGACACACGGAAACAAUACUAUCUUAGUCAGGUGGCACCGUUCGGCGGGCGGACGGCUGGUGGCGGGCGGUCGGGCGCACCGGUCGGUGGCAAUUACGAGAUUAAAACCUACAUCGACUACAGCAACGCGAACCUGAUCGCCCAGUAUCUCGCCAGCAAGCGGUCAUUCUCGCAGAGCUACGACAAGUACCUGCAGAAGAUCAUUCUGGUCGUGCGGGAACCGGUGGUCGCGAUACGGACGCGCGCGAUGAAGUGUCUCGCCAGCAUUGUGGAGGUCGACCAGAUGGUGCUGGCGCGGAAGGACAUGCAGAUGGGCGUGCAGCAGAAGCUGCUCGAUACGGCCAUUUCGGUGCGCGAGGCAGCGGUGGAUCUGGUCGGGAAGUACAUCCUGUCCGAUCACGAACUUAUCGAUCAGUAUUACGAAAUGAUUUCGCAGCGAAUACUGGAUACGGGCGUUUCGGUACGGAAACGGGUAAUCAAAAUCCUUCGAGACAUCUGCAUCGAGUAUCCGGCGCACGAGAAGAUACCGGACAUUUGUGUGAAAAUGAUCCGGAGGGUGAACGACGAGGAAGGCAUCCAGAAGCUGGUGAUGGACGUGUUUAUGACGAUGUGGUUUACGCCGUGCAAUGAUAAUGAUAAGGCUGCAAUGGAUAGGAAAAUUACCCAGAUUAUAGACGUUGUCUGCUCGUCGCACGAAACGGGUACGCAAGGUUUCGAUGCCUUACUGAAAACGAUAUUCGAACCAAAGGAGAGCAAAGACGAUUCGAAGCUGAAGAAGGAGAUUCCCAAAACCUUGAUCAAAGCCUGCCAACAGAUUGUGGACGGACUAGUGGAGGCGACGAUGCGGCUGGAAGGGGCGGAAAACACGCGGCUCGUCGGCUGCAUUACGGCGCUGCAUCUGUUCGCCAAGAUACAGCCGCAGCUGCUGGUGAACCACGCAAUCUCGCUCGAACCGUAUCUGAACAUGCGCUGCCAGAACCAGAUUAUCUCGAAAUUCAUCAGCUCGAUAGCGGAAAUACUUGAGCAGGUGGUUCCCCUAAUGGAUCAUCCGAGUGAGGUUUUCCUAGCGGACCUGGAGUCGCAUCUGAUGAUGCUGAUCGUUUCGCAAAGCCGCGCGAUCGUGCUGAGCUGUGUUUCCUGCCUGUCGACGGUGGUAAACAAAAUCACCAAGAACUACAAGCUGAUUCGGGACUGUUUUGCAAAAUUGUACAACAACUGUCUGCUGUUGAUCAAAGACAAGCUUGCGUCCGAUUCUUCAAUACCCAUCGAGCAGUUUUUUCGGCCCCAGUUUCGACGGAGCAUCUUUACGGUUGGAUUGUUCAUGCGGUACUUUGACUUCCGGCUGCCGGAGGUGUACGGUGAGCCCAAUCAAGGUUCCAAUCUACCGGCCAACAUCUGUGAGGACGUGUUCGCCACGUUAGCAUUUUUCCUUUCGUGUGAUCACAGCGAAAUGUGCAAGGAAGCGCUUACCUCGAUGGGUAACUUCUGUGUGAAAAACUACGAAUAUCUGAUGAAGGUCGAGCUGCGCGACUACUACAACUAUCUGCUGACGCAGGACAAGGUGCUGACGGACAUGAAGAUAACGGUGCUGAAAAACAUUCUCAUGUAUCUGACCGAGGCAGAGAACCAGAUGGUUCGGAACGAUAAGGAGUGGUCAAAACAAUCAAAAACGGAAGAUCUGAAAGAGAUGGGCGACGUGUCGUCCGGCAUGGCGAGCCGAGUGAUACAGAUCUACCUGAAGGAGAUACUGCGCAGCUUCUUGCACCGGGACUACGGUGUGCGGACGUGGGCGAUGCGGGUCGUCGAGAUAGUCCUGCGGCAAGGCUUGGUCCACCCAGUACAAAUAGUUCCUUACCUAAUAUGCUUAAGUACCGAUCCGGAAAAGGAUGUGGCACACAGUGCGGACAGACAUUUGCAGGAAAUCGAUAAACAGUACCCGGGCUUUGUAAAUAUGAAAUCUCACGCCGGCAUGCAGCUGUCGUACGAGCUGCAGGAGCUGCUGCAGCGACGGGACGAGAGCAGCAUUGUCCGGGGCUACCGGGUGCGGGAUCCGCAGGAGCCGCCGUCGGCGCUGAACGGGUUCCUGUACACGCUGCUGCGCGGCACCAAGCCCCAGCGGCGUGCCCUGAUCCAAUCGAUCACGAAGCAAUUCGACGAGGGCAAAAUAAGCUUGCGGCAAAUGUUGUACCUGGCGGACAAUCUGGCCUACUUCCCGUACGUCGUGCAGGAUGAGCCGCUGUACAUUAUCCAUCACGUCGACGUGCUCAUCUCGGUGACGGGCACGAACCUGUUGGCGACGUUCCGGGAAGGUUUAAAGCCACCGCCGGGGACGGAGGCAAACACCGAACCUAAUGCACAAAAUCCCCUCGAAGACGAUGACGAUGACGAUCAGGAAGCAAUACUGAACCGGCUGCCGGACGAUACGUCCGAUUUGGAGAACUGUAUACGGUCAGCGCAAGGUUGCAUGCUUCUCUUAAUACUCAAACAGCAUCUGAAGGACAUCUACGGUAUCACGGACAGCAAAAUCUCACGAUACUCCCCAUCGGAAUCCGGCAAAAUCUACGACAAAGCCAUGCAGCGAAGAUCCAACUCAAUGUUCGACCCGAAGGCAACGAUAACGCUGCUGAAGGAGAACCGCACCGACAGCGAUGCGAAGGGCGACAAGGAACGGAUCGAGCUGGUGCAACGAUACUUAGACUUCAAACAGCUAAUGCUGCGGCUUGAUCCGGACGAUCCCGAUCUGCUGGAUGAGGACGAAAAGCCUAACUCGGUCGCCGGCACACCGGUCAAACAAGCGCCAGCAGCCGCGGCUUCCUCGGCGGCACCCGCCUCGUCCACCCAGCACAAUCACAACUCAACCGCUACGGACGGAACAAGCAAUAAUGUCGGCCACGUGAACAACGUCAACAGCGGCGGCGUUGGUGGCCCCGUCACGGUUUCGCAACAGAAUGAUUAUAGCAAUCGAUCGUCGUCUUACCAGGGUGUGCCGAAAACACCGAAAUCCGGAUCGAAUCGGCAGCAGCUGUCCUCGGCACGCAAAUCGGCUGCCAGUGGGCGAACCAGCACGAAGAAGAAGAAACGGAAAGUGUCCAGCACGGAGGAGGACGAGGAAAGCGACGAGGCCAGUGACGAUGAUUACGAUUAAGAGGCGUACACUCGUCUACCAUCGCAGCCACGGACCACUGCGGAUCGCGCCCUCUCUGUGCGCGCGUGUGUGUAUGUUUGCGUUUACCACAGUACUUCCUCCCCUUGGAUGCAUCCUGCGUGAGAGGGAUCUAUCCGCCACGGUGUCCCGGUUUAUUCUACCUUCUCUUUUUCCCUCUCUACAACUUAUUAGCUUUGUGUCUUUCUACGUGUAAUGUAGGGGUGUAGGUUCUAUGUUUCUUUCCUUUUGUUUUUCAUUCUCACCUCUUCACUACUUACAAUUAUGUUGUCUGUGUUAGUGCCAGCUUAUCUACAGCUAGUAGUUUCCAUUAAUGAUGCGCAUUCCUAUUUCCAUUAGCGAAACCUUACACUACAUUACAACCUGCGCCAGGAUAAUCGAAUGCAUUUGAUUUCUGUUUUGCUCUUUCCCUUUCCACAAAUCACCUUUACCUUUUGCACUGUUAUUAUGCUGGUUAGUAAAGACGCCCGGUUUAUAAAUGGGAAGCAAACACUCAACACAACAUUAAAAUCCAUGCAAUACAAAAGUUGAAAUUAAACAACAAAAAAGUCAACACUUAAAUUUAAAGCAAAACAAAAAACACACACACGGUUGUUCAAAGCGUCGUUUCGGAUGAAUUUGUUGAAGAGAAUUUAAAGUAACGAACGAAGCAGGUUUGGGAAGAUUUCGGGCAACAAACAAAAGAAGAUCCUUUAUUUAAUUUGCUCCUCAUAUACACUGAAAACAUAAAAAUAAGUACCCGGUGAUGUCCGCGAAACCAGAGGAAAACAAAACCCAACCACGCAAUAAUUAUUGAGAGAAGAGUAAUUUUUUAAAACGUUUAUCGAAAUAUUUAUGAAACUGUUUGGAAGAGAUUUGCCGUAAAAACACAAACAAAAAAACUAAACACAAAACAGAGAGAGAGAGAGAGAAAGAGAUGCGGACUGUUAGUAGAAGCGUUGGUAUGGUGAUGGGAUCAGGCACUUGCCUCUCUUUUGGCGAGAAAGAAUUGCAGGGUUUUCCAGGUGAUUUUACAGAAAUGAUACUGUUUAAAGCACAAGGUAGCGUACAGUGCAGGGCAGGCAAACAGCAUUUCAGACUGCUCUCUCUCCCUCUCUCUCUCUGUAUGAGGAGAGCGUUCGUGGAUGAUAUCACGAAAUGAAGUGCUAGUGUUCUGAAAUUGUCUUACCCUGUGGUUCUGUUACGAGCUACCGUAGCCUGCAAUGUUGUGUUGCUUUUGCGAAAUCAUCUGAAAAGCUCAGUGCAAGUGAUAAAAUUUUGGAGGAUGAGUACAUAUACAAAAGAAAGCAAAACAAAAUGGAGGAGAAUGUAUAGUGUGGGGGGUGGGGGGGGGGGGAUAUUAACUUAUACUCUGCAAUGAAACGAAUGUGAGCCAGCGGCAAAUUGCGCGCGAACAAGUUAGAAAGGUAAAAAAUUGUAACGGGAAAGACUUUUACUGUGUGGGUGUGUGCGUGUGUGUGUGUGUGAGGGAGGGGUGGGAUUAUGCACUCAUGUGUUUCCAGUUAGCGUAGAGGGGGAGAAAUAGGGCACAGUGUUUGGUGGGAGCGGUGUACAAAACGAUGUUUUGUAACAUAUAAUUGUAUAUUUAAAUACUGCUCGCGUCUAUUACUGAACGAUCUACUUAGUUUAAAGAACAGCACGAAAGGUGAUGAACAUUAGCAAUGCAAACAAAUUGCGCUGACAGGUCCGAGGGACAGUAGAGGGAUGCUGUUUCUUGGCAACAUGGCAAGAGGAAUACUGUAAUAUUGAUUGUUUAUACGCCAGCCAGCAAUUAUACGUCUACUUGUACGUUAAGCGAAAUACGGGGGCCGAGAUGUGAGAUCACACAACAACCGUCCGUUGUUUUGCUGGGAUCUAAUCUCGACCGGACCAUGCCCUCCAUGUCCUCCAAAUAAGAAAGAUGCAUACGUGGUUGGCCAACGUGUGGUCUCAUCACAGAAUGGUAGGCAGGUCGAGCAAUCGCUUGACUGUCCACUAGCUCCUAUAGGUUACGGUAGCAGUAGCAGAGGUAGCAAUAAUAAUAGCACACUGUAAAUAGUAAACUCGUACGAUUGUUUGUUCUUCUACAUCUUCUGCUAGAGAUGAUCCUUUAAGUAAGAAUACCGGAACGGACUGAAGUAAAUGCAAAUGUUUCGCAGGCAUGAGGAAGAAGUGCAGCUAGUAGUAGUAGUAGUAGUAGUAGGAGCAGCGGGGCAGGUGUGGACAGAGAGUGUGUGAAAGGUACGCGCGCGCGCCAUCUUCCGAAAUUUCGCAGUACGAGUGCGUGUUUGUGUGUGUGUCUGGUGUGGUGUGUACGUGUAAUAAUUUUAAAGCAAAUAUUUAAUGCAAAACGAAGAAAGGUACUAGAUUUAGCAAACAGCAGCAGAAGCAGCAAUCCCAAUAUUAUCUUAAACAGCGCCACACUGUUAGGGACGGAACGAAUGGGAGCGAAGGCCGGAAAAAAAAGGAUGAAAACCAAUAUUCAUUAUAGAUGUAGUGAUAACAAGGGAAAACAGUGGAACAAACCUACACUACGAACGGGGGAGUAUUAACUGAAGCGGCUUUUUUUUCUGAGUGUUGCGUGUGCACGUGUGCGCGGAUGAUGAUACUGUGCGCAUUUACAGAUUAAGUAGGCUGAGAUUCCACUACCGGAUGAUGCACCGGACUGCUGGGCACGCUCUCAUACGGUACGAUUGAUCGUGCAGCUGUGGCGCUUUCGUGUAAAUAUUUGAACAAAAGGAGUAAAUGCGAAACAAACAAACACAACAAAAAAACCUGUAAAAGAGUAAUGAAGGAGCGACGCCAGUUGGAGUUAAGUUAGACGAAACGAUUUAAAACACAAAUCCACAAAAAAUCCUUCGAGAAAGCAAAUAUAUUUUCUCGUGAGAAAAGUA